Messenger RNA from Lachancea fermentati, 873 nucleotides. The record is from the annotation of a GenBank genome assembly. NCBI's taxonomy places the organism in Eukaryota, Fungi, Ascomycota, Saccharomycetes, Saccharomycetales, Saccharomycetaceae.
AUGGAUUACUUUACCAUAAAGCAACAAUACUACACCGGGAACUUCGAACAGGCUCUCCAAGAGGUUGCAAAACACAAUAAAGUUCAAGAUGACACGUUGCUUUUCUACAAAGGAAAAUGUUUGGUGGCUUUGGGCAAGUACGAAUCGAUGGGAGAGGAUGACAUUUUGAGCAAUGCUUUCGAUAAAUACGCUGCUUUCCUCUCUUCAAAGAAGCUAAAUGAAUUAGAGCAAAUUUCCUCGGGAAUUGGAAGUUUGUACGUUUUGAACUUACUGGCUUCCGCACAAGCUAUUAAUGGCGAUUUUGACGCGGCAUUAAAAACCUGUAAUGUUGGGCUUGACUCAGAAGAGGAACACGGAAGAUCAGAAUUGGUUCUUUUAACAGUACAGAUUGCUUUGCUGGACAAGCAGUACUCAAUGGCAUCGGCUGUUUUGCAACACCACGCAAGCACACGUGAGAAUUACUCUAAUGAUGAUGAAAUUAUCAUCAAUCUUGCUGAGUCAUAUGUGAAUUUUGCAACUGGUAAAGAGGUUACUGGUUCGAACUUUUACUUUUACGAAGAAUUGUGCCAAACUUUUCCAAGUUGGAAGACACAAUUGGGACUCUUAUGUUUGCAUUUACAACAAUCUCACAUUCCAGAAGCUCAAUCAAUUAUCGAAUUAUUGGAAUCUGAGUAUUACCAGCAACAAGCGGAGUAUGCCAGAAUCUACACCCCCGAUCUGCUGGCGAACAAAAUUACCUUAACAAUCAUGCAAGGUGAGAAGGCUGAUGAUCUUAGAUCUGAGUUAAGAGAUUUAAAACCAGAACAUCCCCUAUGUAGAGACUACCAAGCGAACAACGUAAAAUUCGAUGAAAUCGUAGCUAGAUAUGCUUGA